Messenger RNA from Penicillium cinerascens, 3183 nucleotides. RefSeq lists its product as uncharacterized. NCBI's taxonomy places the organism in Eukaryota, Fungi, Ascomycota, Eurotiomycetes, Eurotiales, Aspergillaceae. The record is from RefSeq and is a predicted model, not a curated record. The transcript has 4 exons. Bases 1 to 3183 code for a protein of 1060 amino acids. Gene Ontology annotation, molecular function: histone acetyltransferase activity. Gene Ontology annotation, biological process: regulation of DNA-templated transcription.
AUGGCGGCGACGGUGCCGCCGGCAAAUGACAACCCGGGCAAGCUCGACCCGCCUGCGGACCAGAUUGACAGUGACAUCGAUGCGGAGGGAGAAGAAGAGACGGAUCUGUACCAGAUGGAUCAGCAGCUUCAGGAUGCGGUUCACCGGGCAUACAGCGGAGAAGAAGCCGAGGACAACGGUGACAGCGACUCAAUGCGCGAUGACGCCUAUAGCUAUCGACAGAGUGGCGACAAUGAUGAAACUGAGCCUGUUGGCGCUGUGAAGGUUCCGGAUGAAGACGCGUACUCUGAGGACGAGGAUGCGGACGCUGAUGCGGAUGCCGACCCUGCGUUUGAGGACGACAAUGACCGAGAAGCAUCCAACGCUGAGUCAAGUGAAGCUGAAUCGGAAGUCGAGGAAGAUUGGGAAGCAGAAAGCAAUGGAGGCGAGGAUGCAGAUGCAGACAUUCGCAGCCGCGCAAACUGCAUAUUCUGCACCCAAGACGAAGAACACGACCCGAGCGAGGACUUCGAAGAAUGGCUUACCUGCGUUGUUUGUGGCGAUCACUCUCAUCGGCAAUGCGCCCGCGAACAAGAAGCAUUCAACGAUACUGAAGAUCCGUGGAAAUGUCCCACCUGUGUUCGCAACAAACUGGAGCCAGACCCUGUGGAGAGUCCGACAUCACAACAAAGAUCUGGGACGUCCCAUCUUCCCAAAGAACUUUUACCUGCGCACGUAGGGAAACAAGGUCCGGGAUUCCAUUCCAUAUUCGACACUGCUAUCGACGACGUCAACAGCUCCCGGUCGCUGCGAAAACGGAAAGCCGAGUCGGUCGAAGCAGAGGAACAUGUGCCUGUUCUACGGAAACGACGACGCCAGACGGACGCCUCGGAUGCAAAUGAUGCGCCCUUCGAAGGGAGAGAGGGGGCCGAAGGACACUCCCCGGCUCGGCCCAUGCGCCCUCGGCGAAGCCGUGCGGUCGAGCGUGAGCCUCUACGCGUAGUUUCCAAGCAAGCUGGCAAACUUGUGGUUGGCUUUCGCCUUGAUCAGGGCAAGAUCAGCAACAUCCUUAGCACCCCAAGCCAGGCGCAGCGCGACAGAAAGAAGAAAAAGAAAGCACCAAAACCUCCGGCUGUUCCACAAACACCGCAAGCCCAUUUUGCUCCCAUUCCACCCGCACCCUACAGCCACUUCCACCACUUCCAUGACCGAGACAUCGAUGACUCCAAGUCCAAGCCUUAUGGCGGCAUUUUAUCCGAGUCCGAUGCGGACACAUCCAAGACACUCCCCUUACAAUUUGACCGCGAAAAGUUUGAGCAGGCUCGCCAAAGAGCUGAAGACGAAUGGCAACAGAAGAUCCGAGACGCAGAGCUUAAAGGCGAACCGAAUCCGACUGUAUCGCAGAAAGUGUCCGGUCCGCCCUCAAAGAUCAAGUACAUCAACUUUGGCGGCUACGAGAUUGAGACAUGGUAUGCCGCCCCUUACCCGGAGGAGUACAGUCGCAAUCGCGUUCUUUACAUCUGCGAGUUUUGUCUCAAGUACAUGAACUCGGACUAUGUCGCCUAUCGGCAUAAGCUCAAAUGCCCUGCGAAGCACCCUCCGGGAGACGAGAUCUAUCGCGAUGGCUCGAUUUCGAUCUUUGAGGUUGAUGGACGAAAGAACCCCGUCUACUGCCAGAACCUGUGUCUUCUAGCCAAGCUUUUCCUGGGGUCCAAGACUCUUUAUUACGAUGUUGAGCCAUUUCUGUUCUAUGUCAUGAGCGAGUACGACGAACUGGGAUGUCAUUUCGUCGGUUAUUUCAGCAAAGAGAAACGACCAAGCUCUGCAAAUAACGUCUCCUGCAUUCUCACUCUCCCAAUUCAUCAACGCAAAGGUUACGGUAACCUUCUCAUCGACUUCUCGUACCUCCUUACCCGCAUUGAGGGCAAGAAUGGCUCCCCCGAAAAACCACUCUCCGAUAUGGGUCUGGUAUCAUACCGCAAUUACUGGCGGCUGAUUCUGUCGUAUCAGCUCCGCGACCUGAAAACCCCUGUCAGCAUAGCAGAUCUCUCCGAUCGGACGGGCAUGACGGCAGAUGACAUCGUGUCUGCGUUGGAAGGGUUGCGUGCCCUGGUGCGAGAUCCGCUCACCAAAACCUAUGCCUUCCGCCUUGACAACAGCUACUUUGAAGAGGUGAUCAGCAAAUGGGAGAAUAAGGGGUACGUUCAGCUCAACCCCGAUGCCCUGCUCUGGACUCCGUACAUCAUGGGUCGCAACAACCAAUCGCACUUUGACCGAGCUCCUCUCCAUGCCGUUGCUCCUCGGGACGGUCUCGAGGAGGAAGAGGAAGAGGAAGAGGAAGAGGAGGAAGAAGAGGGCUCUGCUGUGAAUGGAAAUGCUGUCGAUGAACCAGCUGGACCGCCUUCGACCUCUGCCCUUACCAACGGCGUUCACGAGGCCCACAGCACCGAAAGCUUGGAGGCUCCCAUCCCCAACCCGGCGGCUGGCAUCCCUCCCUCCCGAUUCGAGUUGUGGCCUCCUGUUCAUGUCCCCGCCCCGAGCAAAAAGAAGGUUGGCCGUCCUCAUAAAGCCAACGGAUCUCGACCAUCAAUGACGCCGACGACCAUCCGGACAAGCGGCCGCAAUACCCCUCGCAGAGCCUCCGGGUUACCUCACUUCACACCCUCGGGCAGUGUUCGUCGUGGCCGGAGCGCCAAGCUGGGCGACUCACCCGCCAAAACCAAUGGUCUUGACGAGGAGCAGGCCGAUCUUCUUGAUGAAGAGGCCGUCCUCGACCCAAGUCCCGAAGAUCUUGGCCUCGUGAUGGACGAAACUUCAGACAGUGGCAAAGCUCCGAAGGUCAACGGGGACGAUGAGAUCGAAGAUGUGGUGGAGACGAACGGUGUUGACCAUGAGGAGUCCGCACCCGAAGAGCCCCCAAAGACACCUUCGAAAAAGUCAACGUCUGCUUCUCGCUCUCCAGUUACAGCGAUGUCGCAUCGAUCCAGAGGGAAGCAAUCGGAUCAUCACCCCAAGACCCCACAGUCCUCUCCGCGCAAAGCACUGGUGGAGCAGGUCCAAGUAGUGAUUCCCGCCGAGCCCGGCUCAGCCACACGAACCAAGAAGGCCGCAGCGGAGACUAAUGGAAUCGACGUCGAUGUCGAUGCAGAGGGAGAGGAAGACGCGGAGUACGAAGUGGACGGCGACGUGGUAAUGGAGACAUGA